CUCGAUGGUCUUCGAGGACUGGCUGCCCUGGCAGUAAUGAACUAUCAUGUUCUCUAUGUUUACCAAGGCUUUGUUUUCUACGGCUAUGGACUUUCAUCUCAAGAUGCGGCUCAUUGUGCUCGUCCAGAAGAUGUUGGAGUGGGGCAGCACAAUCUAUGGUUCCAUCAACUUCCCAUCUUUCGUCUCGCGUACUCAGGGACUGCUGCAGUAUCGGUAUUCUUUGUCAUCUCAGGGUUUGUACUCUCUUACAAACCGCUUCAGUUGGCUCGCAGGAGGGAGUUAUGUUCGAGUUUGAUGAGUGUGGCAUCUUCCACGUUCAGGAGAGGAUUUCGACUGAUCAUCCCGCCGGCGAUGGUGAUGGCGUUUACGAUGCUGGCGGUUUGGAUUGGCCUUUUUGAGCAUGGAAGACGGGCGACGAAGGAUCGUAGUAUUAUCACGGAGUUUCCAGAGCAUCACGCUGAACGGAUGGAAACGUUCCUUGCGCAGAUUUUGGAUUGGUGCCAUGCCAUGGGAGGGAUGAUGAAUACGUUUUCAUGGAAGGACUUUCAUCCAGUCUACGAUGUUCACCUGUGGACGAUCGCGACAGAACUUCGUUGCUCGCUCGCAUUAUUCUUGGUCCUGCCUGUUGUGGUGAGGAUGCAGUCCCAUUUACGGUAUGGAUUCGAGGUGUUCCUAUUGUUAAGCGCGUAUCUAUGGGGACGAUGGGAUCUGAAGCUAUUCCUUGCUGGGAUGCUCAUCGCCGAUCUAUCAUUACGACCGGGAACCCAGUCAAAAUCCACUCGGAAGUCCAUCCCCUCUUGGAUUCAAACCAUCCUCAAAACCAUCCUCUUCCCCAUCUCCCUCCACCUCCUCUCUGCUCCCGACUUCUGCAUCUCCCGCGCCCCAGGCUUCACCACUCUGGGGCACCUCGUUCCCUCCUUCGACACCAACCCCGUCCGCUUCUGGCCUGGUCUUGGCGCCAUGCUCCUCGUUUCCCUCGUCGCCCUUUCAUCCCAAACCUCCUUCCCCAACAACUUCCUCAACCAACCUCUCAUCCAGUAUUUCGGGAAACUCAGUUUCAGUCUGUAUAUUGUCCAUGGACCAAUUUUGCAUACGCUGGGAUAUUGGCUGUGGCCUGCGAUGUGGGAGGUCUCGGGGAGGUUUACGGUUGUAAGGUAUGUGGUGGGGUUUGGGAUGAGUUAUGUGGUUUAUGCGGUGGUGCUGGUUUGGGUGAGUGAUUUGGUUUGGAGAGGUGUUGAUUUGAAGGCGGUGGGGUUUGCGCGGUGGGUUGAGGGAAUAUGUUUCUUGGAGGAAGAGGGAGGCUAGGUCACUCAGGUCUAUAAUAGAGCACCAAAAACUACGGUUGAAAUAAGGCGUCC
This is a messenger RNA of Hyaloscypha bicolor E, 1358 nucleotides long. RefSeq lists its product as uncharacterized. Lineage: Eukaryota; Fungi; Ascomycota; Leotiomycetes; Helotiales; Hyaloscyphaceae. Bases 37 to 1305 code for a protein of 422 amino acids. Gene Ontology annotation, molecular function: acyltransferase activity, transferring groups other than amino-acyl groups. The transcript has a single exon. Gene Ontology annotation, cellular component: membrane. The record is from RefSeq and is a predicted model, not a curated record. Gene Ontology annotation, biological process: polysaccharide biosynthetic process.